Penicillium daleae is the source of this 240-nucleotide messenger RNA. RefSeq lists its product as uncharacterized. Gene Ontology annotation, cellular component: cytoplasm. The coding region runs from base 1 to 240 and encodes 79 amino acids. NCBI's taxonomy places the organism in Eukaryota, Fungi, Ascomycota, Eurotiomycetes, Eurotiales, Aspergillaceae. The record is from RefSeq and is a predicted model, not a curated record. The transcript has a single exon.
AUGUGGAUUCGCAAGAAUCCCCAGAAAGCUAAGGAUGUCUUUUUAGCCACCAAGUUCGGUCUCUCGAUCGAUGGCGGUCCUAUAACCAUCAGCUCUAGCCCCGAGUAUAUUAAGACGGCUUGCCAGAAAAGCCUUGACAGGUUGGGUGUUGAUGUGAUCAAUCUGUACUAUUGUCACCGGGUGGAUGGACAGACACCGAUUGAGGAGACCGUUCGUGCUAUGGUAGAGUUGAAAAAGUGA